GCCGAGACGCAAUGCACUAUUCUUCAAGAACGAUUCGAGGCCCAAGUCCUCACCCUGAAGCUCGCGAAAGAACAGAACGGCGAUCUCCAGGAACGGCUGAUUCUGUCGGAAAGCGCUCAGGCGACGAAACUUGAGUCAGCUGUGGGCAAGUUCAAAUCCGAGAUCGUGUCGCUCCAAGACCACAAGGCUACACUCGAAGCGAAUCUCGCUCAGACCCAAGACGAAUUGGCGAUCCAUCAAACGGCGUCUAUCCACUUUGAGCACAAACUCAGCAAGCAGGAGGAGGCGCACGCAAAGUCGCUUCAGGCGCAAGAAUCCCGUGCACAGGUUGCCGAACGCGAAGCGGUCAACGCCAAGCGACUCGUUGAA
Mycena citricolor is the source of this 369-nucleotide messenger RNA. The record is from the annotation of a GenBank genome assembly. NCBI's taxonomy places the organism in Eukaryota, Fungi, Basidiomycota, Agaricomycetes, Agaricales, Mycenaceae.